UAAGUAGAAGUUAGACAUGAGACCGCAAAAAGUUUCGGUCGACGUGUGGAAAAUGGUAUUCUGGACUCUAUCCUAUCUCGCCCUCGCCUUCGUGGCCUGGGUCUUUCUGAAGCUGGUGAACGCCUGCUUCUGGUUACCCAAACAUCUCAAGAACCAAGAGCGAACCGAAGCCGAACAAUUGCUGCAAAACCAAGAAGCGCAAUCGGAUGGUGCUACAACCGAAAUUGGAGAAGAAGCAGAAGGUGGCGACGACAAGAAAACCGUCUAGUGUUUGUUCAAUAAUUACUUAAAAUUUAAAACAAUCUUACUGUAACAUCAUUAUCAAAUGUGGCCAACUUCGCUACUCUACAAAUGUAUUUAAUUUUUAUUCCUCCAUUUAAUGGAUUAUUUUCUAUUAUAUUACUAUGCACUGU
Nicrophorus vespilloides is the source of this 413-nucleotide messenger RNA. RefSeq lists its product as uncharacterized. The record is from RefSeq and is a predicted model, not a curated record. Lineage: Eukaryota; Metazoa; Arthropoda; Insecta; Coleoptera; Silphidae. The transcript has a single exon. The coding region runs from base 17 to 268 and encodes 83 amino acids.